CUGAAAAGAGUAGAUAGAUCUCAGCUACUGUGUGCCCAUGGCAUCCAUAUAUUGUUAUCAGCUUGUCUUCCUAAGUCAAGGUAAAUAUAUAUAUUAUUUUUUCUAAUUUUCGUCACCCCAUGACUUCAGGGUCUGUUUUUCCUUCAAGAUUCUGCUACAGCUGAUCAUCCGAGUGGCCUCCCCAGAAAUAGCCUGUCUUUGUGUUUCCUUUCCUGUAGUCUGGCAUGCGGUUCAUGGGGUCGCUGAUGCUGCGGAACAGGUUGUGGCAACGUGCGGUGAAGAUGUGUCGCUCCCUUGUAAAUAUUUUCAGGAUAUACAAGCCUCAAAAGGGGCAGUCUCCUGGUAUAAGGUAAGUACCUGUUACUUUCAUUCCCCUUUGAUUUCUCAUCUGUAUCUGCAUUUUAUUUAAUCCGUGUGGUUAAAAAACGUUGGUGGAGACAUUUGUAUGGAUGUUGUGAUAUGUGAAUCAGGUCUAUCGUGAACAUUAUUCAGCUGUUUCUUUGAAUUCGUGUGAGCUAACAAGGAAGAGUGUGAGGAGUGGGCAUGCAAUCACUGCACCAACAUCUCUGUUUAAGCUGGCUUGAUUUCAAACUACUGCAUUGAGAGGGAAGGUCUGAAGGGAUAUUUUCAGUAUGUUUGGCUGAGCGUGCUUAGAAUGCUUUUUCAGGGUUACCAGUUAUGAGAAUUCUUGGCAUGUCAACCCAAACACACACAGAAUCUCACUUCAGAUCUUCCUCCUCAAUGCGGGUAGGUUCAAGUCAUGUUGGUGUGCAUGGGGACAUUUGGAAUAACAACAACAACAACAACAACAACAUUUAUACCCUGCCCAUCUGGCUGGGUUCCCCCAGCCACUCUGGGCAGCUUCCAACAAAAGAUAAAAAAUAUGUUAAAACAUCAGUCAUUAAAAAACUUCCCUAAACAGGGCUGCCUUCAGAUGUCUUCUAAACAUCAGAUCGUUAUUUCUUUGACAUCUGAUGGGAGGGCGUUCCACUGGGCGGGUGCCACUACCGAGAAAGACCUCUGCCUGGUUCCCUGUAACUUUGCUUCUCACAGUGAGGGAACUGCCAGAAGGCCCUUGGAGCUACAUCGUAGUGUCUGUGCUGAACAAUGGGGGAGGAGACACUCCUUCAGGUAUACGUUGUCCCCGAAGGGGGCAAUGACAAUAAAGAUAUUAUUAUAUUAUUAUUAUUAUUAUUAUUACAGUCAUACCUCGGGUUGAAGUUGCUUCAGGUUGAGCGCUUUCAGGUUGCGCUCUGCAGAGACCCAGAAGUAACGGAACGCAUUACUUCUGGGUUUCGCCGCUCGCGCUUGCGAAGACGGUCAAAAUGAUGUCACGCACAUGCGCGGAAGCGAUGAAUCGUGACCCGCGCAUGCGCAGAUGCACAGACACCGGUUGCGUUCACUUCAGGAUGCGAACGGGGCUCUGGAACAGAUGCCGUUCAUAUCCAGAGGUACCACAUACUGGGCCAAGGCCAUUUAGGGCUUUAAAGGUCAGCACCAACACUUUGAAUUGUGCUCGGAAACGUACUGGGGUUGCAUGUGUGCUCCUACACCCUCCCCAAUUUUAGCACAAAUGUGUUUGCUCCAAGUGCCUGAAGAAGGUCAUGAAUAACAGCAAAAAUUAUUGUGGAGGUUGGAAAAUGUCUUGUUGCUAACUAUAGCAAUGAUUUCCCAGUUCACAUGUUGUCAGGGGCAGCCCAUCUCGUUUCACCACUUGAGGUAAAAUGGGAAGGUGCCACCUGCCACCCCCUCCCCCGAAUCCUGGCUUACCAGGGUUGGUUGACGGGGGCUGGUGGUGCGAUCUUACUGGAAGCUGCUGCCGCCACCACUUCCUGGGUGCAGUGGGUGUGGCACCCAUGAGGGUACCGCCCAAUGGGAUUCUGUUACUGAGACAGCUCCCUCCGUCUACCUCGUGUUCUCGUUUGAGAACAUAUGAGUACAGAGUGCUGUAAAAGAAAACAUUUAAUGUAAAUUGCUCUUGAGAUUCUAACAUUCUGGGCAGAGAAGGCCAAGUUCAAACAUGUUAAACCAUAUUUUAGCAUGAAAAAGCAGGAAUGACUCUUGGGAAGCCUUGGGCUCAUGCCCUCCCUCCACCCCUUCUCCUGUAUGGCCAAAAGAAUGUGACUGGAAAUUUUUGCUUCCGCUUUUGCUUAACUCUGGGUAGUAGUGCCUUCCAGACCACAGUUACCACAGCGCCUUCAAACCACAGUUACCAAAGCUGGUUCCCUUUAAGUUCCCUUUAAGUUCCACCACAGUUAUGGGCCUGGAUGUAAUGGUGAACUGUGCUUAAGUGAAAUGGAAGCUGAAGCUUUCGAAUUUCUGGCUGUGCCAGAGAGGAAAGGAAUGGGCAGGGCAGGGCAGGGCAUGAGCCCUAGAUUCACUGUGGCUUAUUUCUGCUCAUCUGUAUACAACUUAACUACGGCGCUUAACUAUAGUUUAGCAUAACAUGCAAAACCAGCCCACAUGUCAUUUCUACAUUUUGUAGUGUGCUGUAAUACAGUAGCCACCAAUUAAAUCUUAAACAAUUAAUAGCAGUUGUAGAAGUUCAGAAUCAUUCAAGUUUCAGUGCUCUGCAAUGCCUCUUCCUUUCUUUUGCAUAACUGACAUUUAUUAUUAUCACUGACAACAUUUCGGACGAGCAGUGUGAAGAUGACAGAGCACAGCUAGGCAACCCAAUUGUAGAAUUAAUCACUUAAAAAAAAAAUCUAUUGAGGGCCUAAUCAAUAAACAGUAUAUAAAGCCCUCAUGGGGCCAAUUAAACAGUAAUUCCAACAAAUGGUAUGACAUUUUGGAAUGUAAAGUUCAAACAGCUCUCAGGUUAGAUCUUUAGUACAGGGUCAUGUUGAACUGUGUAGUAAAUGCAAACAAUUAACCUCUGACUUCUGCUGCCCCAAAAAUUAUGAUGAGGAUAAGGAUGUGACUGUGCAGUGUGCAUUGCUGUUUUUGUGAAGAAUUAAUGAUCAGAUUAUACAGCCAACAGGGGGUGAUAAGCAUCUUCAGGUCAUCUUCCCACCCCCACCAGCUACUGAAAUCAGGAUUUCAAUUCUUGUCUUGAAACUAAAUUGAAAAAUAAUAACGAGAUGCAAAGGAACGUAAAUUCUACCAUGUCUCUCUCAUGUAUAGUAAAUCAGAAUUGUGCAUGCAACUGUAUCUAUGAAGGGCUUAGAAAAAGACAGUAUAUAACUAUUUGUUUCACUUCACAUUCUCAUGCAACUCAUCCAGGGUACAUUCAUACUUACAGUUCAUUAUUAGCAUAAAAAACCCCCUAAAACCCCACAUUCUGCAGCCAAAUGAUCUGAAAUUCUGCACUGAAAUCCUGUUAUGUAAAUAAAAACAUUGCAAAAGCACAAGUCUAGGCAAUUUUUAUGUUGGCUUUGAAGAAAGGCAGUGUUUCGUUGUCAUGCAAUAAGGCUAUUUGAAAUUCAGUGUAUAUAUUCAUUGAAUUUGCUAUCAAAUGGCUUGGCUUUUUUUUUUUUUUUUUUAACUUUCCAGCCCAUUUCCCCAACUAUAACAAAGUAAAGUGUGCACUCAUCCAUUACAUUGUGUUAGAAUGGAGACUAGUAUGUAGAAAUUCAUUCACUGCAUGCCAUUUCUUGUCAGCAGCAUUUUUAUUCUGUGUCACUAUUGCCAUGCAUUUAUUCUCAGUGCGGUUGUUUCAGCUGAUGCCUAGAGGCUCAUUCCACUUGGAAGUUGAGCUAUGUUUUCAGCCUUUGCUGGGCUAUAACUCAAAGCAGCAUUUUGAAACUGCUUCCCCUAUUUUCCCCCCUUAAAUGAUCCAUUUAGGACACAACCCCCAGAGAUCCUGCCUCUAACUUUUGCAGCAUACAAAAUUUACUGGGGGAGGUUUUGUAAAAAAAUUGUAUGUUCUUCAUUAUUGAUUUGUGGGUGCCAUUCCUAUUUUAUAUAGGCAAAGGGUUAUCUGGGAUUUCUUCCCCGACCACUAGAAAUAUUUCUGGACUGAUCUAUGCCUACAACUGAGGGAGGGGUAGUUGGCUCUUUAGUUAGUAAUGUUGUGUAACGUACAGUGACUGAGUAUGAAACGAGAGUGUCUGAUAGGGAGGUGUGUUGCCAUGGCCCUAAUCUCCAGGCAGUGGCAUCAGUGUCAUGGGCCAGGACAGUGUAAGGGCAGGGCAUGGUGAGGUCAGGUUGGGGUGGUCAAUUUAGUGCUGCCGCUGAUGUGCCGGAAGCAUCCCACCUGAACUGCCACACCUUUCCUGCACCUUUCUAGUCUGUGGCAGUGACAUCGCUGCCAGGAAGCCAGGUCUGCAGCAGUGCCCCUCCCUGCCAGCUGCUCCUGGCAUGGAGACACUGCAUUUCAUGCCAAGUUUAGCUUUUAAUUAUUAUUUUUAAAACCCAUGGUUGACUACAGUUUGCAUUGUUCAAAAAGUAAUAAAAACAACAACAACACCACCUCUCGAUCCAGAAGCAGCUUGGUUUAAUUCUCCUAAGAAAUUUUAGGAUUUUAGUGUUGCGGUUCAUUUACAAGCAAUUAAUUAAAGAAUUUCCCUGCUAAACCCAAGUGAAGAUGAAUCUUUCUAUCAAAUCAGCAAUUUGCCACUAGAGGUCUCCACAGGCAAAAUGUUAUUUCUCACGUGCUCACGAAGGAAUUAGUGAUGGGCAAACUAAUUCCAUUAGAAAUUGUCAUUAGCCAAGUUAUGAAUCUCAUGUUACAAACUUAGAUGAAAGCUAUCCUUUAUUUUGAGAUUUUGAAAUAUCCAUCAUGUUGGUAUUUUUUUGCGUGCACAUUACCAAAUAUAUAUAUAUAAAAGCUCAUGCAUCACAACAUUAUGUGUCACUAUGCAUCCUUGCAUGGUGGCUGUUUUCAUAUGUGCUUUGUUUACUACAGUGGUACUUUGGUUCUCAAACCUAAUCCGUUCCAGGAGUCCGUUCGGCUCCCGAAAUUGUUCUAAAACCAAGGUGCAGAUUCCGAUUGGCUGCAGGAGGUUCCUGCACUCAAGCAGAAGCCGCGUCAGACAUUCAGCUUCCGAAAAACGUUCACAAACCAGAACACUUACUUUUGGGUUUGCAGCGUUCAGGAGCCAAAACGUAUGAGUACCAAGGCAUUUGAGAACCAAGGUACGACUGUGUAGUCAAACACCAUGAAGGCAGAGAGAAGUUGAGAUACAAGCUGAACAAGCAUCAGAAUGAGCAGAAGCAUCAACAGACGCAAUGCCUAUUUGUUACAGCAGGACUCCUGUUUGUUGGCAUCAAUCUGUCUCAAGAGACACUGGAGUGCGCCUCCAGGGGUGAAGUCAAUCUGCUGUGUUUGCAGCACCAAAGUCACUUCGCUAGGGCGCAAGCCUGGGCAGUGUGAAUGGAGGUCCUGGGCUGCCCAGAAUACAAGACCCCCUCUCAGCCUCGCUGAUGUGCUCCAAAGGAAAGCAGAGCAAUAUGUUUGGCACCAGCUUGGCUGCAGAAAUUGCAGGAAGGAGGUGUGAAAGGCACUAUCCAACCAUCUUAGGGACUCUGCUCCUGAUUUGUGUAAUGUUUACUCGUUUGCCAUUUCUUCUCCCGAAGAUAUUCCGCAAGGCAGUGGAAGUUUAGGACCAGAGCUUUCCUUCUCUUAGAUGGGAUACCUUCCCAGAUUGAUGAGCCCCAUCUGCCCCGGAAGGGGUAGUACCUGUGGUGGGGGGCACGCUGUGCUCCUUCUGGGGUAGUUGUCCACCUGGGGUCUGUACCCUACACUAAGCUCUUACCUGUGACUUCCUAGAAGUUGCCAGGAUGCGACAAUGAGCACACCCUGGAAACGGAAGACUCCUGCUGCUGUUCCUAUAAACCAGAGGUUGCUGGACUACAAGUCCCAUCAUACCUUACCAUUAGCCAUGCAGGCUGGGGGCUGAUGGGAGUCAAUCAACCUUCUGGAGGGCACCAUUUUGGCUUCCCUGCUUUCUACAUGCUUUAAGCAGAAACAUUCCAUGUGCAAUGGGACUUUUUCAAUUCUUUGGAAAGGAAAGGGUUACAGUAGCCAACGUCUGAGAAUGCACAGAAACUGGCAGAAUUUGAAUGCUUAAUCAUGCUGGCUGCACAGGCAAAUAAAACAUAAAUUUAACUUGAAAUCAAUCUUGGUUUGAAUUAUGAAGAUACUAGAUUUCACUGAAACAAAGCCAGGGCUUUUUAUACAGUUGGGAAGUAUGACUCUUGCAGGUUUGAAUUAUGAACAAACUAAUUUUGAGUUUUGGCAUUCACGAGAAGUUGUGUGUAUAGCAAAGAAGAACAUUGUGAUUGAAAUGUAUUGUUAUUCAAAAGGGCAGUAAGAGAGCUUAUACAAACUGUAAAACAUUUGCAAGAAAUCAGAAUGAGAACAUUUAGACAGACAUUUCAGCAUUUAAAUGUAUAAUGCAUUUCUUCAAUAAAUUAGGGUGUAUUGGGGAUGAGUUUCCUGCCCCCUUUAGUCUAGAUGUAUCAUCUACUUGAACAGUUCAUACUGAUAAGUGGAAAUAAAUGAUCACUUCCCAUCUUCUUUCCUCAACAAAAUUAAUAUGAGCAGUUCUCUUAGACUGCUAUACACCCAGUCAUCUCAUGGGAGCUAAGCAGUAGGCAUCUUCAUCAUGGACAAGUAAACUUGCCCACUGGGCAAAUGAGGUUUGUCUCAGCACCACUAUGCUCAGAAAUUUGAUCACCAGUGUUUCUUAGCUUUCUGCUAUUUCCAGUUGCGUGCUCCCAUUCUACAGGAGUAUUAGGUUGCUAGGCAACUGUAGGAGAAAUUCCCUAACACCUAGAAGGAGGAGAGCAGGAACUCUCAUAUGCUCCUAGUAAGUCCCAAGGGAGUCACUACUCCAUGGCUUCCAAGUCUCUUUCCCAAUGCCAAAUGGGCACUUGCCCUUAGAGAUUCCUUGCAUGACCCUUUCCUGCAAGCUCUUGUUUUCUGAUGGGAGGAGCACGUGGAGGAAGGGAUGGGGUGCAAUUCUUUUGCUCUCCUAUUAGUCCCAUAGUUGUCAGUGGAAAUAAAAGAAGCACCAGUUUGUCACUGCUCUGCUCCUUCCAGGAAAUAAAAUGGACCUCUCCCUUUAAAAAAGUGAUUCUGUCCUUCAGUUGCUCAUGUUCUUCAACAGAACUGACCCUAUAAAGCAGAACCAUAAAAGUGUGACAUACUGCUACCCUGUAUUUGCUUAGGACUGGUGUAUAUGUACAUUCUGGUUGGUUGGCAGCAUACUACCCACUCAUAUGUUGUUGUUUUGCAGACUGAUGAAAUUGGUGAAGAAUGGACAGAUCUGCAAUAUAAUACAGAACAUGAAUAUUCAAGAGAUCUUAACGACUCCUCAGAGGUCUCUAAUAGCACCUGGCAUUAUCUGAAGAUUAAAAAUACUACAAGUCUUAGCAGUGGGACAUAUGCAUGCAUCAUAAGAUCACCAGUCAAAAAAGUUAACCAAACUAGUACAGUUACAUUAAAAGUAACAGGUACAGUAUGAUGGACUGUUUUUUUUAACUUCUAUUGCACACAAAUCACUCAAGGUUCCAUAAAUUAACUAUCUAUUUUGCCUUCCAGACUGUCCUGAAGAUGCAAAAUUUCAAAAAUACAGAACAGAACUUGUGAUGUUGUGCUCUCUUGGGUUUUUCUACUUGCUGCUCAUCUUCUUUGCUUGUGUAAGUACUUUCAGAUUGUUUCCAACAUCCCCAUUGGGCCCCAUUUCAGAUGCAGUCAUCAGCGUUGUCACGAGGGGAAGUGUGAGUGGGACUGUGUCAUAAGAGCUUUGUGGUUUGCGUGCUGCAGUUUAGGGCUGCCCUGCAACAUGCACAGGCCAUGCUCUCCCACACACCCAACUCAUAACAGUUUUAUUCUUACUUGAUGGGAAAAUACAAGUACAAAUAUUAUCAUUGUGAAUGCUUUGUGGAUUAUGGCUGUAAUAGUGUCACAGGCACCUGCUGGAUGGGGGCCAGUGUGUCACUGUGGCAACUAACACAGGUUCAUCCUCUAACAUCAAGUCAGGACAGAUGUGCAGCUAGAGAGUAAAGAGAAGGUACAAGGCUGAUGACUUGGAGCUAGACGAACAGUCAGUCAGUCAGUCCAGUAGGGAGAGGCUGUCUGAGCUGCUACCUUUACUCUGACAGAGAGGAACUAGACCAAUCAGCAGCUCUGUAGGGUCAACCAGGAUACGAUUGGUUCCCUGUAUCACCUGAUGCCCUGGUUCCAUACCCCUUGUUGCAUUAUAUUCUGUUUAUAUUGGUAGAUAAUAUUACACAAAAGAGAAAUGACGAAGACAGUAUCUUACUAUCCUGGAACUACAGCUUUUCAGAACUCCACUUAUAACCUAUUAUUCAUUUAUAAAUUGAUGAUUUGUUACCUCUAAGCAGGGGCUCUCUACUAGUCAAAAAUAAACUUGCUGUAAGGUUCAUUAGAAAACAGUAAUUUAUACUGUAUACAAUACUUUUUCAUUAUCAUGACCCCAUUUUGAAGCCCUGGAGGGCUAAUGCCAGUCACUUUAGACAAUACUGAGUUAAAUGGACCAAUGGUUUGACUCAGAAUAAGGUGGCUUCCUAUGUUCACUGACAUAAAUGUUUUCUGGUGACUGUGGUGAGAAGAUAAUAUAGUUUGGCUAAAAGAUGCCUUUCAUACACAUUUGGAGGAACAGCUGAAGUUGUUUUUGCUUUGUUUUGGAUACUCACAAGACUUUGGAAGUAAUUUGUGCUGAGGUUGACUUGAUAAAUCUUGAAGGAAGUUGCUAAAUUGAAAACAGAGGAAGAAGCAGAAGAUUGAUCUCUUUGGCUCUCUAUUGUGAAAAUUGCUAAAAUCAAUAACAAGGCCUUGUUGUUUCUCCACAUAUAAAAAUUAUAAAUUCGAUUUGCUGUUGAAGCUUUGUGGGUAUUUUGGUGUGCUGUUUUUUAAGCAGAACCUUAUGCUGCAGAUGACCAUCUCAAUGAAGAAAUUAAUGUGACAUAUUCCCUGCAUGGGAAUAGAGGCUCACACACACUAAAUCAGUUUUCAUUAAUGUUUAAUAUUGCCUAAAUCUCAAAAAGGAAAUGUUUUACUGUUUAAUAUACCCAUUGCUAUUUCUGUCUGUUGACCUUCCGAUGAAUUUAAAGGUACACGUGUUUAUGGCGUAAGUUGGAACUAGAUAUUGAUACUGUUUCAUAACUGAAGCAAGACUUUGAAUCUCAUAAUGGUAUAUCUGCAGUCACAUUUCAGACACCCCUGUUGAAGGGGUUGCAAUAUAUUUCAAAUAAAAAAGAGGUAAGUGUUUGGGACAACUGGAAAAAUAAAGGAAUGAGAAUCAAAAAGCGAGAAUCUGAUAAGGUUUAUCAGUUUAUGAAUAGUGUGAAGGGCAAAGACGAAUCGCUUUAUCCAACUCAGAUCACUCAUUACAACUGACUGACAGGACAAAGAAGAGGAAGUAUGUGUUUAUACAACACAUAAUUCGCUUUUGGAAUUCGCUACCAUAACAGAUCACACUUCCACUCUUGAAGACUACUGUUCAGUGAAAAUGAAAUGAAACUGUUUUUAAAAAAAUGCAAGUUUCAAUGGGGGGAAAUGAAUGAAAAGGUAUUCUGGGAUUUUAUUGCUAGAUUCUUAACACUGUAAGACUAUAGUUAAAUAUGCAUUUUCCCUACAAUUCUUAUAAAUGCUCAUUUCAGCAAUUCUUUCUUUCCUAGAUAUGCCUAAAGAAGGAUGGAUCUUCAGGUUAUCAAAAGGCCAGAGAAAAACAAAUAAACAGUUGUUACCUCGUCAGUACCUGUUGAAAGGAUGGCUUCCAGUGCCCAAUAUAGAGCAGCACCUGCAAAGAGAAACUUCUUCAAGGUUCUGUCCUGGCUGAUUUUGUUGAGCGCACUGGGGGUUCGUCUACAGUCAUUACUGCAAGACUAUUGGGUGGUAUGGACAUUUAAUGCACUGUUUCACCAGAGUAUUCUGAAUGUUUUUAAAUUGCUCACUCCAGCUGGGGAAGUUUUCAGAGAACAUAGUUUCAUUCACUACAAUAUGAACUUUUAGCAUCAGCCAUACCAUUGUCACGGAAGAUUAUAAGCCUAAUAUUGGCAUCCUGUCUUGUUUAUGUAUCUUAAUCUCUUUUGAGUCUUUGUUCUUAAUAUGCAAAAAUGUGCUAUGGACUAGGCUUGGCCCCUUAACCUGGCACAUAAAUUAUUGAUUGAACCAGCUCUUUCAAUAGCCACAGCUAUUGCAAUAUAUAUUUUAAGAGAAUAAUGCGUCUUCAAGUGAUCGAACAGUCAAAUGAGAGGAAACAUCACUGGAACCUCUGUCUCAAAUGUAGAGCUGAUAGUCUGCGUUUACAUGUGUAUCUACUGAAAAUUAUAGAGUGCACAGAAAUGAUUUCUUAGACGGAUCUUCAUUUAAAGAGAAGGUAUCUGAGUAUUACUAUUUUUAUUUUAUUUAUUACAUUUGCAUACUGCCCUUCAUCUGAAGACCACAGGGUGGUUCAGAACAUUAAAAAAACCCAAAAUACACAAUAAAACAAAAGCAAACCAAUAACCCCCCUACCACAAACACAUUUAAAAGGCAACAGAACAUUAAUCAGGCAGAGGCCUGGUUAUAGAGGAAUGUUUUCACCUAAAGAUAUGUAAUGAAGGCACCAGGAGAGCCUCCCUGGGGAGAGCAUUCCACAAACAGGGAGCCACUACAGAAAAGGCCUUUUCUUGUGUUGCCACCCUCCAGACCUCUUGUGGAGGAGGAAUAUGAAGAAGGGUCUCGGGUGAUGAUUGUAGGGUCCAUGUCGGUUCAUAUGGGGAGAGGCAGUCCUUGAGACAUUGUGGUCCUGAGCCGUUUAAGGCUUUAUAGGUCCAAACCAGCACUUUGAACCGGGCCUGGAAACUAACUGGCAGCCGGUGUAGUCAGGCCAGGAUCAGUGUAAUAUACUCAAAUUGUCUUGCCCUGGCCACUAAAUUCUGCAGCAGCUGAAACUUCCAAACUAUCUUCAAAGGCAACUGCACAUAGAGUUGCAGUAAACUGACCUAGAAGUUAGAAAAGCAUAGGCAACAGAAAUUAGACUACCCUGUCCAAAUAGGGAUACAGCUGGGCCACCAGCCGAACCUGAUGGAAGGCAGUCCACGCCACCGAGGCCACCUGAGCCUCAAGCAACAGCAAAGGAUUCAGGAGUACUGCUAAACUAUUCACCCCACUGGGGACACCUCUACAUAAUGAAGAGAGUGUAGCUUUCAAAUAGCCACGCACCACUCCCAUUUUUUUUAAAAAAAUAUAUAUUCUGGAUCUCUCAUUCAUGCAUCUGAAGAGUUAUUUAGUCCACACAUUUACUGUUGUGAGCAUGACAGAACGGAAAGCAUUAAAAUGUUGUGCCUAUUUGAUUGAAGGUUUACAUCUUCACCAACUGGGAGCAGUAUUAGAAUUUUGUAAAAAUCCCCUGGUACUUAAACAAUUCCCUCCAGAAAUCCUGUCUUUUUAGAAACUCUGAAAAUAUCUGCUUAUUCAAUCCAUCACUGUAAACAGCAGAUGAUUUUCUUCUUUCCAUUUCCAAAGAUCAUAUGGAAGCAAUUGCAAGAAUGUAAAUGUGAACAACAAGGGACAAAGCAGAAUUUCAAAUAUGCCCUAUUGAUCAUUUGGAGAGACCAUGUUUCAGAAAUGCAACUCAUAAUAGAUGUUGCUAGGGAAAAAAUGUGUAAGCUGCAAUGGGAACUUGUUGAAGGGUGGGGUAUAAAUCUCUGAACUUAACAAAAAUAAUCAUAUGGUGGCUCCAGUCCUUCCUGGAGGAUCAAUCCAAGAAGGUGGUGAUGGGGAAGUUCUGUUAUGCUCCAUGGUUACUGGCUUAUUGGGGAAUAAUUCUUUUUAACAUCUGUAAAACUGCAGAGGGAGAUCAUCUGGAAGACUGGGCUAUGAUAACACUAAUAUGGGGAUCACAUUUGGUUCUACCUCUCUUUUCCAUCUGCAAAAGGCAGGAGGCUGUGGGACUUUUGAACUGGUUUUAGGGUGGAUAAGGGUGAGCAAGCUGAAACCAAUCAGAUAAAGCCAUGGACUGGGAAAUCAGCCCAAGUGGAUAGAGGUGUGCACUUGAUCAUGGAUGAGGCUGUACUGUUUCUAUUCCAAGCUCACAGCUUUGUGGUUCUCCAGGAGAGCACAGUCUAUGGAAGUGCAGGUGGCAUUGAAGGCUAGCAGUGCUGUCUAUCAACUUAGGCGGCUACUCCACCCGUCAGACCUAGCCAUGCGCUUGUUACAUCUAGGCUAGACUACUGUGAUGCUCUCUGUGUGCGGCUGCCUUUGAAGAUGGUUUGGAAACUUAAGUGGGUAUAAAGAAAUUUAGUUGGUGGGGUGGCAGCCAAUCAGUUAUGGAAUUCACUCCUCACUGAACUACACCUGGCCUCUUCUGUGCAAGGCUCUAACGGAACUUUAAAAAGCUCAAGUAUCCUAGCUAGGUUUCCCAUACCUGGGCCCAACUUUCUUGCCACUGUGCCACCUGUUCUCCACUGAAAAAGUGUUUCCUCCAAAAGGUCACCAGAGUUCUGUUACAACUAAACAUUCCAGGUGAUGUGUGUGUAUGCUCCAACUAACUACCGCGUUCCCGUCAUUCAUUGGAGCUGCGAUAAGCAUUAUCCGCAUGUCUAAUUCUGCAUUAUGAAAAAAGCUUCUAAAAUAUGAGACAAUCCUUAAAACACGCAACAUCUGGCAAACUGUGCGCUAGCUAGGAAUUGAGGAAUUUGACCUUUAAUAUGUUUUUCAUGUAUGAGUAUCCCUAAGGUUUAUACUGAACUAUAUAGAUUAUAUAUUAAAGAUUUGAAACCUCUUG
This is a messenger RNA of Podarcis lilfordi (Lilford's wall lizard), 12680 nucleotides long. NCBI's taxonomy places the organism in Eukaryota, Metazoa, Chordata, Lepidosauria, Squamata, Lacertidae. The record is from the annotation of a GenBank genome assembly.